Molecule: messenger RNA, 1857 nt
Organism: Prunus armeniaca (apricot)
Lineage: Eukaryota; Viridiplantae; Streptophyta; Magnoliopsida; Rosales; Rosaceae
Source: the annotation of a GenBank genome assembly
AUGGAGGAGGACAUGGUGACAAAACCUUGUAUGUUCCAUGACCCUUUGGCUGUCCAAGCCGCUGAGAAAUCUCUUUAUGAGGUUCUUGGUGAAAAGUACCCACCUUCCCCAGACCAACACCCUCUUAAUAUUGAGAGCCCAGAUUGUCCUUUUUCUGUAACUUUCAGUGACUUUAGUGCCAUUAACAGUUCUAGUUCUAGUACUAGCCAUUCGGUCGAUUCUCGGUGGAGUAAUGCUGAUGUUAUUGAGAAUAAGCCCUCUAUAUUGGAAACCCCGAUUCCUGAUAACUUUGUUUUCCAGUCCACUUCAAAACCUAGGUCUCAAUUGUCGUCGAAUGGGAAUGAGAGUGGAAAUGGAGGGGUAGAGGAGGCCAGUAAGUUUCUUCCUAGAGGUCAGUUGAUUGUUGGUGUAGAGAACAACAAGCCCUAUACAGUGGCAAGUGGAAAGGCUGAAGAUGUGGUGGUUAAGACUGAGAAGGAUGAUAUCGAGCUUUUGGCUACAAGUUCAAGAGGAAAGAAAAGUCAUGAGAGGGAGGAUACAGAUUUGGAGGAUGGGAGGAGCAACAAGCAAUCUGCGGUUUAUCUGGAGGAUACGGAGGCUGAGCUAUCAGAGAUUUUUGAUAAGGAUGAAGCAAACAAGGCCCUGCAGCAGAAUGGGCAAUCUGUUGGAACUGGCAAUGGGAAGACUCGUGCCAAGAAAAAGGGCGAUAAGAAGGAAGUGGUUGACUUAAGGACUCUUCUGAUCUUAUGUGCGCAAGCUGUUUCUGCUGAUGAUCGUAGGACUGCUAAUGAGCUACUAAAGCAGAUUAGGCAGCACUCUUCCCCAUUUGGUGAUGGCUCUCAGAGGUUGGCUCAUUGUUUUGCAAAUGGCCUUGAAGCACGGUUGGCUGGCACUGGAACUCAGAUAUAUACUGCUCUAUCUUCUAAAAGAACGUCAGCUGCUGAUAUGCUGAAGGCUUACCAAAAUUAUAUUGCAGCCUGCCCCUUCACGAAGGUUGCGAUAAUCUUUGCAAACCAUAUGAUUUCGAAAUUGGCUGAGAAAUCUGAAACACUUCAUAUUAUAGAUUUCGGCAUCCUUUAUGGUUUUCAAUGGCCUGCUCUCAUCCAUUGCCUCUCAAGAAGAGCUGGGGGGCCUCCAAAGCUACGCAUUACUGGAAUAGAGCUUCCCCAAAGCGGUUUUCGGCCUGAAGAAAGAGUCCAAGAGACAGGGCAUCGGUUGGCAAAGUAUUGUGAGCGAUAUAAUGUUCCUUUUGAGUACACUGCCAUAGCAAAGAAAUGGGAAACCAUCCAAAUUGAGGAACUCAAAGUUAAAAGAGAUGAAGUGCUUGCUGUGAAUUGUCUGUUCCGGUUUAAGAACCUACUUGAUGAGACAGUUGCUGUCAAUAGUCCAAGGGAUGCUGUUCUAAAUUUAAUUAGGAGGAUGAAUCCUGAUAUUUUUGCCCAUGGCAUUAUUAAUGGAUCCUACCAUGCCCCCUUCUUCGUCACACGCUUCAGGGAGGCACUGUUUCACUUCUCUGCAUUGUUUGAUAUGUUUGAUACCAAUGUACCUCGUGAAGAUCCGAUGAGAUUGAUGUUUGAGGAAGAGUUCCUUGGACGUGAGGUUGUGAACACAAUAGCUUGUGAGGGUUCUGAGAGAGUUGUGAGGCCUGAGACAUAUAAGCAGUGGCAGGUUCGGAACAUGAGGGCUGGGUUCAAACAGCUGCCAUUGGACCGUGAACUCAUGAACAAAUUAAGGAUGAAAGUGAAACUGGGAUACCACCGUGAUUUUGUGGUUGAUGAAGAUGGUAACUGGAUGCUGCAAGGAUGGAAGGGCAGGAUUAUCUACUGUUCCUCCUGUUGGGUACCAUCUAGGACUUGA